This is a messenger RNA of Bufo gargarizans (Asiatic toad), 5390 nucleotides long. RefSeq lists its product as uncharacterized. The coding region runs from base 632 to 4822 and encodes 1396 amino acids. The transcript has 2 exons. Gene Ontology annotation, molecular function: DNA binding. The record is from RefSeq and is a predicted model, not a curated record. Lineage: Eukaryota; Metazoa; Chordata; Amphibia; Anura; Bufonidae. Gene Ontology annotation, biological process: DNA recombination; DNA integration.
GCAGAUAAGUACCUCUCCGGUUUUCUAUUAGAUUUAUUCCUAACCUGUAGCAUUUUAAGGAUUUGUUAAUUUAAAUGCUUAUCUGUUAACUUGGUCUACUUCCUGUAUAGUUACCAGAGUUUUGUGAGAUUCUGUUAGUAUCAUUACUUUCGUUUCUUAUUGUUUGAUUCCACCAAGGGUUUUUCUGCCUUCCCUUGUUGCAAGUUCCGUGCGCAUCCUUGCGCCUCUUAUUGUCCCCUCUGUGCCGUCGAUCACCCCCCCCUUCCCCUACUUACUUCAGGCGCCAUUUUCAGUGCGGCUUGCCGUUCGCGCCGCCCGAAGUCUCGCGUCUCGCGGGAUUUCGGCGGCAGUCGCGGGGGGGCGGGGCGGAACGCUCGCUCACGUGUCUCGGGCGCCAUCUUUGUACUCCUAUACAGUACGGCGCAGGGACUGAUUCUGGGCACUUCCUUGUUUCGUUUGGGUGUAGGGGGGCGUGUCGGGUCCCCCCCCCUGCACCUUCUUCCGUUUCCGUCAGCACGAUUGUUCCCUCACGGCUUGGACAUCGGUGCCUGCUCCUGUCUGCCCUGAACUUAGAUAGGUUUUGUCCUUAUCUUUUGCUCUUUUUUCCUCAGGAGUGACUAACUCCUUUAGCAUGUCUCUGCCCAACGAUACCCCCUCUGUGCCCCCCGCUCUAGAGGGUCCCUCCUCUGACUCUGCCAUGCUCCCUGCAGUUUCAAAUACGAUUCACACUGACUCCCAUGCUGUAGAUCUACAGCAAUCUAUAUCUGCAGCAAUAGCCAAUGCCAUGGGUAAUGUCUCUUCUAUGAUUUCUCAGUCGAUUUCUCAGGCGCUUAGAGCGCAGAACACUGCCCCCACCCAGCCUGUUGCUGUUGCCCCGGUUACCUCCAGAAUUAAUUGCAACGAUGGCUUAGCUCCAUCAAAAGACAACGUGCAUAGGUCACGUAAGAGAGCCUGCCCGCGCCAGGCGGAAAAAGCGCGCCCCUGGAAAUCCGCUCGGGCUCGUCCCGAACUCAGCUCUGACUCUGAAAUUGAGUCUGAUGAGGAGGUUUUUAGUGACGGUCAUUAUGCCUCUGAUGUAGACCUUGAAGGGGUCCGGGUGGCUGACGAAUUGGAAGGGUUUUCCCCUCCGCUUCAUCCCCCCUCCAGUGUGGGUCCGGAUGAUAAUCUCCCGGGAUCUAGUUCCCUAAUUGACCCGCAAGGCACCCCCCUUUUUGAUCCGGACAGCCUCCACCAUCCGAGGUCGGCCGAAUGGUUGCCUAUCCCACACGUGGCACAAUAUCUGGAGAGUAGAGUGAGAAAACCUCUUUCCAAAGAAACCCGGAAUAAAUUGAAGGCUGAAUGCCCUCGCCCCUUAAUCCCGAAUAAGAUGAUCCAGUUCCUUUCCAAGUCGGGAUUUAACCCCCGCAAGGGCCUGGACUCUGCUCUUCGGGCUUGUCAAGACAAGCUCUUGGACAGUCUGGGACCCAUGACUAAAAUAUUUGAGUUGGCUGAAACUGCCAGAAUUGAGGGUACGGCCAUAGACCCAGAAGAACUCAGUGGCUGGGCACAAGGUGCCAUUUGUUUACUGGGGAACGUCAAUUCCUCACUAUCUAUCGAACGUAGAAAAGCAUUACUCAUGAAGAUUGAGCCCAAACUCUCUAACAUGGCUCUGACCGAGGCUGGCAAGGAGGCCCAGGGGCUCCUGUUUGGCGAUAGUUUUAUUAAAGACCUGGGUAAAUUUGUGGGAGCUUUUACUGCGCUUGAUAAAGCUCAGAGCUCCAUGCGUAAGGUAUUCCACGGGCGUGUCUCUAAUAGGGCCGGCAGUUUCAGGGGCCGACUGUCCGGCCGUGUCCACUUCCAGACGCGUGGAAGCGCUCGAGGUCCCUAUAAUCAUAGACCGUCGUUCCAAGACCAGAGACAGCAGUCUACCUUCUUCCCUUCCAGAGGCCAGACAUUUCGCUCCAGAGGAUUCAGAGGCAACCUUGGAUCAAGAAGUCCACUUGGUAAGUCCUCAAAACCUAUGUCUUUCUUUCAACCCUUGUAUCGGGGGCAGACUCCGACAUUUUUUACCCGCUUGGAACCGGGUAACCUCCGAUCCGUGGAUACUAGCCACGGUCCAGGGUUUUCGUAUAGAUCUGGUGGUAUCUCACCUGUCGCUCCCAGAUCCUCAUCCACUAGUACUAUCAGAAUCGGCCCAAUCUUGCAUGGACCGAGAGCUCCGUUCCCUGUUGGACAAAGGAGCAAUAGAGGAAGCGCCUCCUCACUCCUGCGGGGUGGUCAGCAAUAUGUUUUUGGUGGAGAAGAAAGGGGGCCAAUUCCGGCCGGUAAUCAACUUGCGGAAUCUGAACAGGUUUGUGUGUUACCGCCAUUUCAAAAUGGAAGGGAUUCACUUGCUCAGGGACCUUUUGCUUCCAGGAGACUGGAUGGUGAAGUUGGACCUGAAAGACGCUUAUCUGACGGUCCCUGUGUCCCCUCAGUCCAGAGCGCUCCUUCAAUUCCGUUGGCACGGCCUUCUGUGGCAAUUCACGUGUCUUCCAUUUGGCCUCUCGUCGGCCCCCUGGUGUUUCACCAAGUUGAUGCGGCCGGUGGUGGCUUGGCUUCGCAGGCAGGGAAUUCGUCUUGUGAUUUACCUAGACGAUAUCCUCUUCAUGGCCCAAUCUCCAGGGGAAUUGUCAACUCACCUACAGGCUGCGAUGUCUCUUAUUACAGGUCUGGGAUUCGUUAUCAACGCCGAGAAGUCCUGCCUACAUCCUUCCAGAUCGAUGGAAUUCCUGGGUUUUGUGGUGAACUCCAGCGAGCAGACCCUUUGCCUCCCUGGAUCCAAAAUCAGGUCCAUACGCAAGGAACUACGACACGUCCUGAGACUUCCACGGAUGUCGCUCCGUCACCUGGCACGCAUUAUCGGUCUUCUGUCCUCGUCCAUCCAGGCGAUCUUUCCGGCGCCUCUUCACUAUCGGGCGUUGCAACGACUGAAGAUCGCGCAUCUCCAGGCGGGUGCGUCCUACGCCGACUUGGUGACUCUGGACCACGAGACGAGGGACGAACUCAUGUGGUGGAUCGCCAACCUCGACGCGUGGAAUGGCAAGGCCAUCGUGGGUCCUCAGCCGGAUCUGAUCGUGGAGUCGGAUGCCAGUCUCCUCGGCUGGGGUGCAUACUGCAAUGGGGUUUCCACCGGAGGGCCCUGGUCAGGCGACGAGUCCCAUCUCCACAUAAACGCUCUGGAGUUGUUAGCAGGUUCCUUCGCCAUCCGCAGCUUCACCAGCGACAGAGUGUCGGCUUGUAUCAGACUCAGGAUGGACAAUGUGUCGGCCGUGCGUUAUGUCAACGCCAUGGGGGGCACCCAUUCAUCAAUCCUAACCCAUCUAGCGAAGGAUUUUUGGUCCUUUUGCCUGGACAAAGGCUUUACGGUGAUCGCGGAAUAUAUCCCAGGGCUACACAAUACUUUCGCGAACUGGAGUUCUCGUCAUUCUUCGGACUUCAGCGAUUGGAGAUUAGAUCCAGCCGUUUUCUCCUCCAUCAGAUCACUGUGGGGACCUCUCUCUAUGGAUCUCUUUGCUUCACGUUGGAACGCCCAACUUCCGCACUUCUACAGUUGGAGGCCGGAUCCUCUGUCGGUGGCUGUAGACGCCCUUCUGCAGGAUUGGUCGGGGCAACUGGCUUACGCUUUUCCCCCAUUUGCGCUCAUCCCGAGGGUGUUGUCUCAGGUCCGUCGCCAACUCGCGGACUUAGUACUGGUAGUUCCCUUUUGGCAAGCCCAAUCUUGGUUCCCUCAGCUCCUGGAACUUCUAGUGGAGGACCCUCGUCUUCUUCCAUCAUUUCCAGAGCUUCUCCGCGGGCCUCUGGACCAACUUCACCCGCUGGUGGCGGACGGCUCUCUUCAUCUACUGGUGUGCAGAAUCUCAGGGACCAUUGGGGCGUCGCAAACUUAUCGGGAACGGCUCGUGCCCUUCUGGAGAACGCGUGGGCCCCCGGAACCCGACGCGCUUAUCAGUCAGCCUGGAAACGUUGGUCUGGCUGGUGCGUGGGGCGGAGUCUGGAUCCCCUUUCAGCUCCUGUGACUGACAUCCUGGAGUUCUUGACGUCUCUUUAUGAGGAGGGUAAAGCUUAUAGGUCCAUUAACCUUUUCCGUUCGGCCAUAUCCUCUCAACACCAAGGGUUUGCGGGUUGCCCGGCAGGUCAACAUCCUUUAGUGUGUCGCCUCCUGAAAGGGUCACGUUUAUCUCGCCCUCCUAGACCCCGGUUCACGAGUUCUUGGGACGUUACGUUGGUGCUUCAAUUUUUCUCUAGUUGGCCCCUCAAUUCUUCUUUAAGUCUACGUCAACUCUCGGCGAAGCUGGUCACCCUGCUGUGUUUGGUCUCCUGCAAAAGGGUUUCGGAUGUGCGGGCUUUAGACUUCGAUGCUCUGUCUUUUACUCCAGGCGGUGUCUUGUUUAAUAUAUCACGCCGCACGAAGACUAAUAUUCGAGCGGUGUCUUACCCGGCUUUUCCUGACAAUCAAGCCCUUUGCCCGGUGCUAUGUUUAAAGGAGUACUUGAGCCGCACGAUUUCCUUACGUGAACCUUCUAAUCCGCAAUUGUUCAUUUCGUUCCGCAGGCCUUUUCUCCCAGUUGCUAGUGUCACUUUAUCCCGUUGGGUUAAGUGGAUCCUUUCCCUAGCUGGAGUUGAUACGUCAAUUUUCACGGCUCAUUCGGUGAGGGGCGCUUCGGCUACCUCCAUGACCAUUGCAGGGGCGCGUCUGGAGGAUGUUCUUCGUUUGGCCGAUUGGUCUAGAGCUUCUACGUUUCGGGAGUUUUAUUUCAGGCCACCUCCACAUGCUUUUUCUACGGUGAUUUCGACGCUUUAAACUUGCAAUACGAAGCCUCCGUGUCUUGUUAUAAAAUUGCAUGAUUUUCCUAUUUUAUGACGUAAAGUCAUGAUUUUAUUAAAGACACGGAGGCGAGUAUUGCCCACCCUGUUUUGUUUUGCCCUCCCUAUUUUGCUUGCUUAUAUGUUAUUUAUGUAUGAUAACUAAAGGACUGUGUUAUAUUAUUUAUUGCGUUAUUUAUGAUUGACACUUGUUUUCUCCCACAUGCUUGGAAUGGACUUUGGGUCCAGGGAUUACCUUGUAUUAUCCUGUUUUUUCUUUUCCGUAGGUUGAUUCCCGAUGCAGACCUAGUGUGCGGUCCAGGAAGUUCUUGGGACCUGUUGGCCGUUGUUCCGGUUGAGCUCGGGUUCCAGUUUCUCGGUUCAUGGUUUCCGGUUGGAGUUUCUGUUACAGGAUAUUUCGGUCCAGUAUUCUAGUGGUCCACAUCAAAGAAAGAGGAAGAGAGGACGGAGGAGGACCUAUUUAUGGACUGUAUAGUGGGAGGGACUGUUUGGGGUUGUCCUUCAUUUUUUAUGUUAACUCUUUGCUGCUGUGGUUUUCAGUAAAG